Ahaetulla prasina is the source of this 9484-nucleotide messenger RNA. It is a transcript of the gene MON1B, whose product is annotated as MON1 homolog B, secretory trafficking associated. The transcript is spliced from 6 exons. NCBI's taxonomy places the organism in Eukaryota, Metazoa, Chordata, Lepidosauria, Squamata, Colubridae. The record is from RefSeq and is a predicted model, not a curated record. The coding region runs from base 153 to 1865 and encodes 570 amino acids. Gene Ontology annotation, biological process: protein targeting to vacuole; vesicle-mediated transport.
GUGGAAGUGGCCGUCAAUGCCUCCACUGUUCCCGCCUUCUGCCAUCCCGAAUCAGGAAGUGUUUGUUGGUCGCGGAGUGCUCGGGGAGCUGUUUCUGCGAUGGGAAGACACGAGCAGAUCCCGGGGUCUCUGUUGUUGUUUGAGAUGUAGAGAUGGAGAACGAAGACCCUGGCUUACCUUGUGAAGGGAAGAUGGAGCUCCCUGACCAGAAAUGUAGGCUGGAUCCUACAGACAGAAACGGGGAUGAGUCCUGUUCUGUCUCAGAGAAGCAGGAGGAGGUACCUGCUGCCCCAAAUAAUGGACCCAUGAGUGUGGUAAUUGACAAAGUGAAUGGGCAGGAGGAGUUGAGAGAGGCCCCAGAAGAUCUGAGUGACAAAGAUGUGUCUGAUUCAACCUCAACUGACAACACUUGGGAAGAUUCGAGUGAGUUUCGCCGACAAAUGGUGAUAGGAGAUGGACCAUCAGGAGAAGAGGAGGCAGUGAUACAGUCACGCCUGGCUACAUACCGAGAUGAAGACGUGACUGCAGAGAGUUGGCGGGCACACAGGAAACACGUCUUCAUUUUAAGUGAGGCUGGGAAACCCAUUUAUUCACGUUACGGCAAUGAAGAAGCCCUUAGUUCCACCAUGGGUGUCAUGAUGGCACUGGUAUCAUUCAUCCAAAGUGGGGAUAACUCUAUUCGCUCCAUUUAUUCUGAUGAUCACAAACUGGUUUUUGUGCAGCAGGGCCCCUUGGUACUGGUUUCAGUUUCGCAUACCCUACAAUCAGAGCAACAACUACGCCAGGAGCUUUUGUAUGUCUACGAUCAGAUCAUCAGCAUGCUUACUCAGGCCAGCAUCACUCGCAUCUUUGAACGGAAAAAGAACUAUGACCUCCGGCGUUUGUUGACGGGCUCGGAGAAGAUCCUUGAUCGUUUGCUGAACCUGGUUGAAUCAGAUCCUUGUUUCCUCCUUGGAGCUGUCCGCUGUUUACCACUUGCCGCCUCCCUCCGGGAUUCCCUGGGCACUUUGCUCCAAAAAGCCAUCACCCCUAAUCUGGUCUUCUCUAUUUUGGUGGCUGGUAGUCAGUUGGUCACCACAGUGCAGGAGAAAACAGUCAUUGAAGAUUGCCGAUUAGAACCUACUGACUUGCACCUGUUACUCAAUCUCAUUGGGGCAACUUCUGCCUUUCAAACUGGGGAAAUUUGGACACCUAUUUGCUUGCCACGUUUCAACCCUGAUUGUUACUUUUAUGCUUAUAUUUCUUACUUGGAUUCAGAAUGUACUGUCUGCCUCAUCCUUCUCUCUACGGACAAGGACUCUUUUUAUUCUGUCUCGGACUGCAAGAAACGCAUUGAGGAAGGCAUGAGGACUCAGAACUAUCUGCAGGCACUCUCAAGUGGCUUGAAGAGCCCAUCCUAUAGUGUAGGACUGGUGGGAGUGCCAGAUCUUCGGCACUUUAUGUAUAAACCUCUGGAUAUACCGGAUAAUUACCGACAGCUUCCCCAGUUCACCAGUCCAGAACUGGAGGGGCCAUAUUGCAGUGAGAAUGAACGGCACCGACUCUUUGACCUCUACCACUACCUUCACGAUCGCAUCCACAGUACCUCACGUCCUUUACGUCUCAUCUACCAUGUAGCUGAAAAGGAGACUUUAUUGGCUUGGGUUACAAGUAAAUUUGAAUUAUAUACCUGUUUCAAUCCUUUGGUGACGAAAGCUGGUGCCAUCAAUGUCUUGACCAAACUCUUACGUUGGAUAAAGAAGGAAGAAGACCGGCUGUUCAUCCGUUACCCACUCAAGUAUUCAACUACACCUAAUCCUGGGAAAGGAAGCAGGGUUCCCCGAAUGGAUGGUACCGAGAACGGCUUCUUUGGAGGAGGUCACUAGACCAAGGACUUCCAGUUGCUCUGAAAUGCAUUCUGAAUGUGUGCCACCUUACAGAUAGCCCUGGAUGAUGGAACCGUUCUGUGAUCUGGGGGAGCUCCUAGUCUUGUUUUCUAAACCAGGACAGGAUGGUGGAUAUGAGAAGGAUCGGAGUUUACGAGGCUGAGCUGGGUCGGAUUGUUGGAGAUAAAUCCAGAAAGCUUUAGCCUGAUGUUUUUAAAUAUUUUUUCCCACUUGUGGUCUUUAUUUCUAGGGAGAUCCUGAGUCAGAUGGAGAUCCUGAGAUUGACUGGAACUAGAUAAGGAGGCUUUGGUUGAUAUAUCUUUGGAAGUGACAUAUAACUGGAAGUUACGGAAUUUCAUAAGGAUUGUGCUUAAAUUACAUUGAUGCUUCUGCAGCCUAGUGGGUUUACAUUUCUUACCACUCCUGUUAUCACUGGGUAAUUACUUUGUUUUCUCCAUUCAGUUUCCUCUUCCUCCUCAGCAAUUUACUUGGGUGCUUUGCUUGUCUCAACGAAUAGUACAAAUGGGGUAAUAAAGGAAAGAGAGCCACAGUGGGAGACAAAAAGUUAAUCUUAGAAAAGUUUGAAAAUACAUGCUGCUUUCUGAUACAGCUGCGUGAUUGUCCACAGUUCUUCUGGAAUGGGUGUGCAAAGCCCAUCACAAUGGUGGUGAUUUAUUGGAAGGCUGGCACUUUCAGACAGUGUGUAAUUUGAUAAGAUGAUUUUCUAUAAAGAUAGCUGAUUCGAAUCAUUUUAAUGCAACUUUGGGAGUAGGUCAAAAUGCCCAGUUCCAAAGAGUCUUUUAUCCUGGAACUAUCUAACAGUAUUUUUGAUGAACAUACACAUUGCAUCUUCAUGUUGUACUAUAAUUACCCUUUGAAUGAGAGAGGCUGCUUCAGCCCUUUGUUCUGAUACCACCAGAAAGUAUAUAAUGUGUGAUAUAAUGUGGUAUAUAAUAUGUGAUGGGUAUUUUGUAGUCCUUUGAGAAAUUUGAUGUCUGUAUGUAAUGGCUCAACUUGGACAAUGUAAUCGAUUAUGAUGGCAUUUUGAUUUACCUUUUAAUGUCUUCAGUUUGAAUCUAACUGGAUUUAACUGUUCCUUUGCCUUUCAUAACUUUCUUCCUGUCUUCCUUAUUCUUCCUCUUGCUCUGUUUCUUCAUGUUUUAAAAUUCCUAUGUGCAAUUGGAAUACACUGCUCUUAAAAGGAUUCUUGUAUUUUUUUCCCCCUAUGUUGAGAUGCCACUGUUCUCUUUUCCCACCUCAUAAUUAGAAAGACACAUAACUCCAUCAUCAAUUUACUUUUAGAUUUAGUACUGACAAAUAUCACUCUUUCCACGUCUGCCAAAUUCAGAUUUUGUCUGAAUGUACUAGCAGAUGGGAAAGUGUUCUUGGAGAGUGACAUCACUGACAAGCAGUUGUAUUAUUUCCCUUUUUUUUUAUUUACAUUUAUAUCCCGCCCUUCUCCGAAGACUCAGGGCAGCUUACAGUGUAUAAGGCAAUAGUCUCAUUCUAUUUGUAUAUUUACAAAGUCAACUUAUUGCCCCCCCAACAAUCUGGGUCCUCAUUUUACCUACCUUAUAAAGGAUGGAAGGCUGAGUCAACCUCGGGCCGGGCUUGAACCUGCAGUAAUUGCAGGCUACUGUGUUCUAAUAACAGGCUUCUAACAGCCUGAGCUAUUACGGCCCUUCCUGAGCAGUUGCUGCUCUGCCAUGCAAAAUGUGUUCUGUAUAAAUUAGUUGCUCUUUUACUGAGCCUUUUUGUGUUUCUAUUCAUGUUUGUUAAAAUUAAGGCUUAGGUAUGGGAGUAUAAUCCUAUCCCUGCAUCGUAUCUUAUAAUGAGGGAAGGGAAAGAGUGUAUGUAUGUGCAUAGUGAGGGAAGACUUAAUUUAACCUGUGAUUCCUGUGUAAGUGGGAUGGUAGUUUUGGACUGAGUAUAAAAUGGAUUUGACCCUCUUUACCAACGGUGAAGGAAGUGAAGGAAUUAUGCUGUUUUGAAUCUGUUGCUAUUCAAUUCCUUUUGGGGAUGCAUGGUUGCUUCUGGCUGGCAUUUUUUUCUACCCAUAAAAGAACAGCGCUGCUUGUAUGCACUGGCUGGCCGAUACUGAAGGUUUAUAUUUCUAGCUGAGCUGAUACAGUGAGAACUGGAGACAUCUGAUGGCAUGCCAACAAAAUCCAUUUUAAAAUCGGCUCCAUCUUGGCAUGCGUCUGUUCCUUUUUCCAUCUGCCGGCUCGUUUUGCAAAAAGAUAUCUUUAACUUUGUAAGGAUUAGCUGCAUUAUUUGUUUUAGGGAUUCUUUGUGCCAAUGUUGCAAGUAACAAGGUAGUUUCUUCACAUUGUUAAAGUAAGUCUACUUUAAUUGUAUGCAGUCUAGUCAUCAGUUAAUUUAUUUAUACCUAUAUCAAAUCUGGAUAUAAGGAACAAAGCAAUUACUGUAAAAAAAGAACAUUUUAAACAUGUAUUUUUUACCAAGGCAAACUCUUAAAAAUGGCAUUCUUCUUACUUAGAAGGGAAAGAGUUUUGACAGUUGCUGUGUUCUGUAAGUACUUGUAGGGUAAAGUCUUUUGUACAAGUACUUCUAUAUGUAGUUAAAAAAAGGAACUCAUUUAAUUGGGAGCACUUAUUUAAUCUAUGCAAAUGAUUUUAAUCAAUUUAUUUAAUUAACUAGCAUUGAAGAUGUGCAAAAAGUUGAUUAACAACACUUUUAAUAAGGCUUCCUGUUUUAAUGUAAUUUGAUUGGUAAUUCAUUUCUUGAAAGAAACAGCUUUUUUAUCUGGAAGAGAUUUCUUAUUAAAUGUAAGGAACAUACAACUUUUUUCUCUAAAUCCAAUGUUUUAAAAUUUACGUGCAGACUGCACUCAACUGAUAACCAAUGGUAUACAAAAUAUUGAAGAGAUCCUCAAGUAGAAAUUUAAAAGUUACAUCUCUUUACUCUCCUCUAAAGUUUAAAGAGAGAUACACUGUAAUUUCUAAAUAAUAUUUUUCUCUUUAACAAUUGGGGAAGAAAAAAAAUUCUGAAAUACUUGACAAAAAAGACAAUGCUAUUGUCAAGAGGCUUUCUAUGUGAUUUUCCCCCUUUGUUUUUAUUUUUUUUUUUAAAAUUUGUCCCUCUAUUUUAUGUCUUUCUUGCAGUUUGUUCCUUGGUUCCUGCAGUUGCUUUUGAGCCUUUUGGGCUCAAAAACUAUUCUGUCCUAUGCAGAUUAGCUGGCAUGUAUAGUUUUACAACAUAUAUUUCACUGAGAUGUUAAUUUAUUUACUUUUAAAUUAUUAUUUUAUUUAUAAACCUUUUUAGGUAAAUAAUCUUUGGAGAAGAUGUCCAGGUGGGCUAUCAACACUAAUUUGAGAAUAUUAGUUUUCAGGAUGAAUAGCAACAAAAGAAAGUUAAGUCAACAUUAUAUGGGACAAGGCUGAGGUAUAAUGCAGUUUAUCCUUUCUCCACUACUAACUUAAAGUGCUAUCUGUUGGACUUGAGUUGUCAAAAAAAGCCCCACCCUAUACUAAAUGAAUACUGUUGCUUUCUGUUGCUGAUUCUUCCUUUACUGAGUGUAUUUGGGGUCAUUGACAAAUGAUGCUGACUAAAUUAUACAUGUAAAGGUAAAGGUUUCCCUUGUCUAGUCAUGUCCGACUCUAGGAGAUGAUGUUCAUUUCUGUUUCUUAGCUGAGGGAGCCAGCGUUGUCCAAAGUCACUUCUGUGAUCAUGUGACCAGAAUGACUAUAUGCAGAGAUACAUGGAAUGCUAUUACCUUCCUACCAAAGUGGUGCCUAUUUAUCUACUUGCAUUUGCAUGGUUUUGAACUGCUAGGAUUGCAGGAGUUGGGGCAAGUAAUGGGAGCUCAUCCAUUGUGUGGCACUUGGGUCUCGAACCUAGGCUGUCAUCUGUUCCAAGUGACAAGGUUAUUAACUUUAACCGCUGAGGCACUACACCCUCAAAUUAUACAUAUAUCAUCAUCUAAAAGUAUGGCACUGUGAGAGAUAGGUCUGACUAUGGGAUCCUCUCCACCUUCUUUUAAGUCCUCUUCCUAUACCCUUUUCUGCCAUGACACUUUGAAUAAACUUAAAAAAAAACCCAGAUUGGACUCACAAAGGAAGUUGUGUCAUAAACAGCAGGAUUUCUCUCCCCUUCUCAUGUUUCCUUUAUGCAAAAUAAAUGCUGACUUCCAGAUUCCUUUGUGGUCUGCUUGAGAAGCAACUGGGAAGAUGAAAUUGAUCUUGUGUUUUAGAGUUGCUCCAUUUUAGUGAUAUAUCUCUUCUUCCAGCCUGGUUUUAUUAAUACUACUUCAUGCUUCUGCUUCUUCAGCCUUACUUUAGAGCGGUUGAAAUAUUUACAGUAUUGAGCUGUACCCAGCUUUUUAGAGUUGAUGGCAAAAUAGUGACAGAUGAAGAUGAUCAAGGAUUGAAAGAGAGGGAGCAUGCUGUAUCCCCCAGAAUUCACCAACAAAUGCCACUCUGGUCCCACUCACACUGGUCACCUGGUGGAUCUUUCUCUGUUGCACCUAAGCAUGAAAUAAACAUGUCAUUUUUGUGGGGUCCCCAUAGUAUUGCCUUCAUCUCAUCCUCAAUUCAUGAUGAGGCAAGCUUGACUCAUUUUUUAGCUGUAGUAUUUUCUUUAAGCUGACAACAUCCAAAAGCUGCUGCAAUGAGUAUAUAAAAUUGGUCAUUUUUUUUGCCUCCCAUUAUAUUGGAGAUGAAGUAGGUUUUGAACUCCAUUUUGAACAUUUAUUCACCACUUUUGCUGAAUCUGUUGCCAUGUCUGGAAUAGGGAGAGCACAACUUAACAUUGCUGAAUGCUGCAAUUUAGAACUACAUCAAACCUGGAAUAGAUAUAUUGCAUUGCAGGGGUGGGAUGCACUUCAGCUAUUAUUGGCCCAUUGCAAUUUACACAAGUUUGGGCUGUUUCUGCAUGACUCCUUUUCUCCAAUGAGUGUGAAUGUAACUUAUUAUUAUUUUGGAUCUCUUCCAAAAGAAUUGGCUCCUUUCUGUUGUAAUAUGUUGUAUCCUUGAACUGUAUGUUUUGAAAACAUGAUCAAAAUAUAUUUUUUCCAGUAAGACUACACAAAGAUAGUCCUUAUGUUUUUUCCCCUUUGUCAGAAAGCCUAUCGGCAAUUAUCCUGCACCUGCAGAAUAAAUUAUGUUUCACAUUACCAGUGGAAGAAAUUAUAUGUAAAAUAUAUAUGUAAUUUUUCAUUACUGUACAUUGAAAACUGGAAGCAGACAAGGCAAUUGUAUUUAAAUCUAGACAAAAUAAAAAAAUAAUGCUUGGCAAGCUUUGUGGUAUGAAAGACUUGAGUCCAUAACUUAAAACAAACAUGGACAAAGUUUUACUACCUAGAGCUAUACUUUUAUUUUUUAUCUUUUUCAGCCACUGAGGGCCACACCAUCAGUAGUGAUGUGGUUAAUCUUCCGGGAGGGGAUUGAGCCAUAUGUUUUGCUUUUUUAAAAAAGUGGCCUUGGUAUUUCUUUUAUGUAAAAUAAUGUGUUGUUUUAUGUGUCCCCUCUUCUAAAAUUGCAAAAUUUAAAUUGUGAUAGCACUAUGGAGUGGAGAAUGGUUGGGGGCUGGCUGCAAAAAUGGAUCUGAGGACCACCUGUGCAUCCUGACUCAAUACAUUUGGUUCAUUCUCUUCAUUUAGCCUGAGGUACUACUGAAUUUGAAUAUUCAGGGACCGGUAGUAAUUUUUACUUUUAGAAUAAACUAUGAUUUUUUUCAUAUAUAUAAAUUAUUCCGGUCUUUGGAAUGGUAAAGGUAGGCCACAAUAAUGUCUGUUUAUAUAGGAUUUUGGAUGAUAUAGAUGUUUUCAGUGGCCACCUGCAAGGUCAAGAAAAAUCCUGUACAGAUAUUCUUCAACUUAUGAUCAUUCAUUUAAUGAUAGUUCAAACUUAUGAUAGCUUCAGAAGAAGUGACUUAUGACCGAUCCUUACAACCAUUGUACUACCCCCACAGUUGUGUGAUUGCAAUUCAGGCACCUGGCAACUGACUUGCAUUUACAAUGGUUGCAACAUCUUGCGGUCACAUGGACUGCAAUUUGCAAUCUUCACAGCAGGAUUCUGACAGAGUUAAUUGAGGAAGCCGGAUUUGCUUAACAACCAUGUGAUUCAUUUAAUGACUGUGUGAUUUGCUUAAUGACCAAUUGAAGAAUAUAUAUGUAGCUCAGGAGUGAACUGUGGAGACUUUGGUGCUCUCUGAGCUUGGUUGUUUUUUUGCAGACAUUUCAUUACCUGACUAAGUAACAUCUUCAGUGCUAGAAGGGAGCUGGGUUUGCUUUUUGUUUAUAUAUGGUAGCUUGUCCACAGGGGCAAUGUUUGCAAGAAAACAACCAAGCUCAGAGAGCAUCAAGGGCUCUACAGCUUAACAACAAUGGUAAAAAAUGAUUGUAAAAUUGGAUUUAGUCAUGUGAUGACUCACUUUAUAACCACAGCGGCUUCUGACAGAAAUUCUGGUCCCAACUGUGGUUGUAUGUCGAGGAUUACCUAUAUGCUUCAUUGUCUCUUCUCUCACUCCAUGUUACUUAUCAAAUGUUUUUCAUGGAGCUGUUGUUGACCAAUAAAGCUGUAAACCUUGUGCUGUGCCAGAAGCAUUUCCAUCCAAGAAACUUGUAAACUUCCUAGAGUCAAGAAUGUAAGGUGAAUUGCUAAAUUAAAUUAAAUUCAGUUCAGUUAAAAUAGUGCAUCAUAUAUUGUAAAAUUCCGUAUUCUGGAAGACUUGAUAAAGCCUAGAAUAAUUUAAGAAGCAGAAAUUCAAGUUGGUUUUUGUUUACUAUGGAUGAAGCAGGUCUUACUUCUGAGUUUCUUCUGAGCUGGGAGGGAUUGUCUUGAUCAUUUAAAAAAUGUCAUCUUUCCUUUUUGGUGCUAAAUGAAGAGUAAUCCCUACUUUGUUAUUAAUUGAAACAGCUCUUUAUUUUCCAGAAAUAUGUGUUUGACUUUUAUUUUUUGAACUUGAAAAAUGUAACUUUCUGUCAUAUCAUGUUUUCAGUGUUUUAUUUGCUUUUCUUCCACUUUUUCUCUUCUCCACACUUUACCAGUAUUCUGUUAAGACACAGCAUUUCUUUGGUCCUCUGCAGUUGUAUAACCUGCCCUAGGAUCUUGCAUUAGUUAUGUAAUAGGGCUGUUACACUUGACCAUUAUUUUAUUUCCCCUUUUUUGCUGCUUUUGUACAUUAUAGAAAACUUGAUGGAGUGUUGUAAGCAAUUUAUCCUUAACCCCAUCAGAGUAUUUCUCUUUGGCAGAAUCUCUGAGGUCUUGAAGGAAGAACUGAGCUCUUGUAAAUAAAAUAAUAAAAGCUAUGUCAACAGCUGCACUUGAAGGAGCCUAAUAAAAUAUUGGAGACUUAAGCGUGGUUGGUGUCUGAAUAUUUGCAUUCCUCUGUGCUCUUAACAAAAGAUUGGAGUAGCAGCCAGCUUCUGUUGGUUGUAUCAUGUGCCCAAAUUCUCUUCCUCACAGUAUUAAUAACAGCAAGACGUGGACUCUACAAUUUUCCUGCUAGAAUUGUUUUUUUCCCGUGCUGGCGACAGAAAACCCCCACAACUGGCCAGCACAAAAAAGGAUGUACCCUUGAAAAAAAUUAACAAUGGGAAGCAUUAUAUGCACUUUUUAUUGGAAGAAGAAAAGACUGAAUUGAUGAUUUAGAAGUCU